GAGAUGAUAAGGUGGAUGAUGACUGUGUGUUAGAACAGUGUGAGAGUGGUGGUGCAUUACUGUCCUCUCUAACCAAAGUGGAGGUCUCCAGUUAUAAAAGAGACUUGGGACAAUAGCUGAUCAGCCAUGCGAUUUGUCAGUAUACAACAUCGUGAACGGAGGGCAGCGGAGCCUGAAGCGGAGCCUAACCCCCCUCCCCCACCUCCUCCCUCUCAUCACUCCCAUAAUUUCAUAGAUAUGAAAAACAAGUUUUUCAAUGAGAUUGGCCACUUACCAAUGCCCAUGUGGGCUAUUGGAGCCAUAAUUGUGGUAAUGCUUGCCUUGGUUGGUUGCUUUGCUUUUUGCAUCUAUAAGAAGUGCUUGGGAGGGAAGAAGAAAGCAAAGAAAGUCAGAGAGAGGAAGGGUGGACGCAGAAGGUUGAAAAAGGAGGGAGCGGAAGAAGCAGGCGAUGAACAACCUAAGGAUGGAGAAACCGAGGGCGAAAAAGAGUUCUAUGGCAAGUUGGAGUACACUGUGGACUAUAACUUCACUGAAAAUCAGCUCAUUGUUGGCAUCUUGCAAGCCCAAGACCUUCCUGCCAUGGAUAUAGGUGGUACCUCUGACCCCUAUGUUAAAGUUUAUAUGCUACCAGACAAGAAGAAAAAAUUUGAGACUAAAGUCCAGCGCAAAAAUCUUUGCCCUGUUUUCAAUGAGACGUUCAUGUUUAAGAUCCCCUUUAAUGAUCUAGCUGGACAGACCUUGGUCCUGCAGGUGUUUGACUUUGACCGCUUUGGGAAACAUGAUGUAAUUGGAGAGAUCAAAAUCCCAAUGAACAGUGUAGACCUGGGCCAGCCCAUACAUGAAUGGAGAGACCUGGUUGGGGGAGAGAAAGAGGAGCAAGAAAACCUUGGUGACAUCUGUAUCUCCCUGCGCUAUGUGCCCACCUCAGGGAAGCUCACCGUCUGUAUCAUGGAAGCCAAGAACCUCAAAAAGAUGGAUGUAGGUGGUUUAUCAGAUCCAUUUGUGAAAAUAGUGUUGCAACACAAUGGGAAGCGUAUUAAGAAGAAGAAGACAACCGUUAAGCAGAACACACUAAACCCCUACUUUAAUGAGAGCUUCAGCUUUGAAAUUCCCUUCGCCCAGAUACAGAAGAUCCAGGUGCUGGUCACUGUCUAUGAUUACGACAAACUGGGGAGCAAUGAUCCGAUUGGGAAGUGCUGGAUCGGGUUUGGUGCAAGUGGGGUGGGUCUCCGCCAUUGGUCAGACAUGCUGGGCAAUCCCAGACGUCCUGUGGCACAGUGGCACACCCUUCAGCCAGAAGAGGAAGUAGAUGCUGCCCUUAAGGCACCCAUUCGCUAAAUACCUGUGCUUCUCCACCCCUCAAAUAAAAGCUUUGAAAAUACAGAUAUUUCUUAUCUGUAGCUUAUUUUAAAACAUACCUGCAAUCAGUAUUUAACUGUAUUCAUUGGAUGGUAUUUGCAUCACUCUAAUUAGACAUACACAAAUCAACAUUUGUAACUGAACAUCUACAAUAUCACUUUUGGCAACAUACCAUUUAAAUCUACCACUUACUCUAAUCUGUGUUUCACUAAGGAUUAUUUUUUUGUAGAUAUUUUUAGACAUUACAUUUCUUAAAAUUUUUGUUUCUGAGUAAUAACUUUUUUUUAUGUGUUAUGUAUAUUACGUUCAUCUGGAUUUUGUUUCUUAUUUAAAUGUCUGGAUGAUGAUUUUUUUUUUUUGUAUUGGAUGUUUGUAUUUGACUAUAAUUGCAUGACAACUGUCCUGAUUUGCCUUGUCUUUCUGUGAAUCAAGAUGACUAUAAAUGCAACCACUGGAUCAAUGUUAUAAUAGUUUAAAUUUCUAUUCGUUUUAAUUUAAAAACUAAUUUAAAUACGUUUUUGUUUCUAUUUAGUUUAAACAUUUUCACUCCAAUUUAGUUGUUUUCAUUUUGUUUGUUAGUUUUGUGUUCAUUUUAGUUUAGUGUUAGUUUUUAAAUAUUUGAUAGUUUAAUUUUAGUUUUUCAUUCCAUUUAGUUUUAAUUUAGUUUUAGUUUUUAUAUCAAGUGAUACAUUUAGAAUGGGGAAAAAAGGCAUUUGUGAGAGAGUGAGAGAGAGAGAGAGAGUGUGUGUGAGAGAGAGAGAGAGAGAGAGAGAGAAAGAAAGAAAGAAAGACAAUAAAUGACUGGAUAUUAGAUUCUUUCUGUUCUCUUUGUUUUAACAUCAUGCAUUGGCAACACAAUGAACAGUCAUUCCAAUAAAGUUUUAAAUGUAUCAUAAUUGA
Molecule: messenger RNA, 2259 nt
Organism: Xyrauchen texanus (razorback sucker)
Lineage: Eukaryota; Metazoa; Chordata; Actinopteri; Cypriniformes; Catostomidae
Product: synaptotagmin-2-like
Exons: 9
Coding region: 127-1338 (403 amino acids)
Biological process (GO): regulation of dopamine secretion; synaptic vesicle endocytosis; cellular response to calcium ion
Cellular component (GO): synaptic vesicle membrane; axon; dense core granule
Molecular function (GO): calcium ion binding; syntaxin binding; clathrin binding
Source: RefSeq, a predicted model, not a curated record